Messenger RNA from Delphinapterus leucas (beluga whale), 4503 nucleotides. The record is from RefSeq and is a predicted model, not a curated record. Lineage: Eukaryota; Metazoa; Chordata; Mammalia; Artiodactyla; Monodontidae.
CAGCUGGUGACAGGAAGCAUAGACGAGUGUGCAACAAAGUGUGAGGAGGAAAAAGAUUUCAUUUGCAGGUAUUUUCUUGGUCACUGCGCCUACGCAGAAAUCCUGCUGCUUGAGACGCUAUUAUGUUGAUCACAAGAAAUUUGCUCAGGGAUUUAUCAGUGAAAAUAGGAUUUAAGAGGAAAGAGGAAUUUCAUGGGAUUGGAGUUUGGAAUCUGUAUUUGCUCUCUGUAUCUGAAACCAUAUGGUUUCUUGUUAAUUAGUGACCCCUUUAGAAAAAUGCCCCCAAAGGAAGUUAUUUAUUUUUACACAUGACAUCGGCAGCUAUUGUUCUGAGCUCUAGUUUCUAACAUUAUCGUCGAUAAAUAUUGAUUGAGGAUCAUGUGACUAGAAGUGUCCUAGACCCUAAGGAGCCACAAAGCAUUGAUACAGUGGUCGGUACAUGGGGAGAUAUAUAUAUAUCAGUAUAUAUGAUAGAUUUUUGUGUAGAUACAAAAGCCAGUGCUUGCCCUUUUGAAUUUAUGGUGUAGUCACAGAAACUGGGUAAAAUACAAAAAUUUAAAAAAAAACAGCCAAUGCGAGACAUUGAUAAGUGACGUAAUCCAUACGUGCUCUAUGAAGAUUCAGAGGAAAGAACAAUCCUAAGAGUUGAGAUGACCAGGGAAGGCCUGGGGAGGAGGUGGGAACUGAGCUGGGCUUUGAAGGGUGAGAUCUUAGUAAAUACUGACCAUGCGGGAGGGAUUCUAGGCAGAGGGCAGCACGGCUGGGCACCUGUGAGAGGGACGAUGAAAGGACAAAGUCAGCUGAAGCAAAGGUUCACACAGGAGAUGGGGCAGGAAAGGAAGCCAUGGACGGCUUUGAUGCCAGGCUCAGCGUCCAUGCAGGACUGAGGUACAGUGCAGGGAGGUGUGAGGGGAAGGGAGUAGAAUGCAGAGACAUGGUCAAGGGGAAGUUACAGGAGUCCACGUGGGCCCGCUCAGGAAUGGGUUUAAAGCACUCAGUUGCUUCUUUCCAGCACAAAGCAAGUGUUCUGGCACUUCAUUAAGAAAACUAGUGAAGAAAGAAUAAAGCAGUUGAAACAGAGGGGGAGAAAAAGAGAAAGUUUGGAGGGGGAGAAGGUAAAGGUAGAAGAAAACAAGAGUAGCUACCAUGUUCCUAUGUCCUUUGAUGAUGCUUCAUUGAUACAGUGCCAAGAUGAAUUGGAAGUAACAAAUUCUGAGCUCCUCGAUUCAUCAAGAGAGUUAUCUUUAGUCUCUUCCUUAUUAAUAAAACUUUGCUUUCCUUAAAUAAAGGAAAAGAGUUGUGUUUUCUGAUUCUCUUCUGCAGGGCAUUCCAGUAUCACAGUAAAGAACAACAAUGUGUGAUAAUGGCUGAAAACAGCAAGUUUUCCCCAGUCCUUAGGAUGAGGGAUGUCGUUUUAUUUGAGAAGAGAAUGUAUCUUUCAGAGUGCAAGACUGGAACUGGGAAGAACUACAGGGGGACCAUGGCCAAAACAAAAAGUGGUGUCACCUGUCAAAAAUGGAGCGACAAUUCUCCACACACACCCAAAUGAAUGUAUGCAUUGCAGUGGAGAAAAUUACGAGGGCAAAAUUUCCAAGACCGUGUCUGGACUUGAUUGCCAGGCGUGGGACUCUCAGAGCCCACAUGCUCAUGGAUACCUUCCUGCCAAAUUUCCAAACAAGAAUCUGAAGAGGAAUUACUGUCGUAACCCCGAUGGGGAGCCCCGCCCAUGGUGUUUCACCACCGAUCCCAACAAACGCUGGGAAUUCUGUGACAUCCCGAGAUGUACAACACCGCCACCAUCUUCUGGGCCAACAUAUCAGUGUCUGAAGGGAAGAGGCGAAAACUAUAGAGGGACAGUGGCUGUCACCGUAUCUGGGCACACCUGCCAACGCUGGGGUGAGCAGACACCCCACAAGCACAACAGGACCCCAGAAAACUUUCCCUGCAGAAAUUUGGAAGAAAACUAUUGUCGUAACCCUGAUGGAGAAACAGGUCCAUGGUGCUAUACAACCAACAGUGAAGUGAGGUGGGAAUACUGCACGAUACCAUCCUGUGAGUCCUCUCCAUUAUCCACGGAACAUUUGGAUGCCCCAGUACCACCUGAACAAACUCCUGUAGCCCAGGACUGCUACCAGGGUAAUGGGCAGAGUUAUCGAGGGACAUCAUCCACUACUAUCACAGGAAGGAAAUGUCAAUCUUGGUCAUCGAUGUUACCACACCGGCACCUGAAGACCCCAGGAAACUACCCAAAUGCUGGCUUGACAAUGAACUACUGCAGAAAUCCAGAUGCUGAUAAAAGCCCUUGGUGUUAUACCACUGAUCCGAGCGUCAGAUGGGAGUUCUGUAACCUGAAGAAAUGCUCAGAAACACAAGAGCAGGUCACAGAAUCUCCAACUGCUGCCCAGGUUCCAAGUAUACAGGAUCCUUCUGAAGCAGACUGCAUGUUCGGCACUGGUAAAGGAUACCGGGGCAAGAAGGCGACCACGGUGGCCGGUGUCUCCUGCCAGGAGUGGGCUGCCCAGGAGCCCCACAAACACAACAUUUUCACUCCAGAGACAAACCCACGGGCAGGUUUGGAAAAAAAUUACUGCCGCAAUCCUGAUGGUGAUGUCAAUGGUCCCUGGUGCUACACGACAAAUCCAAGAAAACUUUUUGACUACUGUGAUGUCCCUCAUUGUGCUUCCUCUUCAUUUGAUUGUGGAAAGCCCCAGGUAGAGCCGAAGAAGUGUCCUGGAAGGGUUGUAGGUGGGUGCGUGUCCACCCCACACUCCUGGCCCUGGCAAGUCAGCCUUCGAAAAAGAUUUCCUUCUAGAAGCCACUUCUGUGGAGGCACUUUAAUAUCCCCAGAGUGGGUGUUGACUGCUGCCCACUGCCUGGACAGCUACUCAGGGCCGGCAUCAUACAAGGUCAUCCUGGGCGCACACCGAGAGACCGCCGUUGAAGACAGUGUCCAGGAAAUACAAGUGACCAAGCUGUUCCCGGAGCCCACUCGGGCCGACAUCGCCUUGCUCAAGCUGAGCAGCCCUGCCAUCAUCACCGAAAAGGUAAUCCCAGCUUGUCUGCCAUCCCCAAAUUACGUGGUCGCGGACCGGACAGUAUGUUACAUCACUGGCUGGGGAGAAACCCAAGGCACUUACGGUGCUGGCUUGCUCAAGGAAGCCCGGCUGCCUGUGAUUGAAAACAAGGUGUGCAAUCGCUAUGAGUAUCUGAAUGGGAGAGUCAAACCCACCGAGCUGUGUGCGGGGCAUCUGGCUGGAGGUGCUGACAGUUGCCAGGGUGACAGUGGAGGGCCUCUGGUUUGCUUUGAGAAGGACAAAUACAUUUUACAAGGAGUCACUUCAUGGGGUCUUGGCUGUGCACGCCCCAAUAAGCCUGGUGUGUAUGUUCGUGUUUCAAAGUUUGUUACUUGGAUUGAAGAAAUAAUGAGAAAGAAUUAAUUAGAUGGGAGACAGAGUGAAGCAUCAAUGGAUCUGAAGCUGCAACAUGGGUAGGGAAUUCAGCGUGCUCAAAAAUAAUUGACAGUAAUCAAACUAAGUUUGACACUGUACUUAGCUACCAGCUACUGCCAACCGCAACAUUUGUUUGUAUUGCUGUGGAUAACUUGUUCCUGUCCAUGGACUGCUGGAUUCUGUAAUAAUGAGGCAAUACAGCUAUGACAUUUGCUGAAAAUAAACUCUGUACUUCCUUUGACUUAAUUUUUUGAUUUUCACUGUUUUCAUGCUCUUUGUUCAUCCUACCAGUUGUAAAUAGUGUAACUCUUACAGACCUGAGUGAUUUUGUUCUCUCUCAUAAGGAAGAGAGGAACGAGAAGCCUGUAAGAUGAAUAGAGAAGCCCUAGUAAGUCACCUAUAUAUUUACCUUGUCACACAUCUUUAAUGUCUUUAUUUUUGGCACUGGGAUGAAUGUUUUCAAAGCUGCAGCAUAUAUGGGGAAUCAUGAGAGCAAAUCCUGUUCUUGGGAAUGAAAUCUGUUACUGACAACUUGACUCUAGCCCAGCACAGGAGACCCUGGGCAGACAGCUCUAUUCUGAGAAGUAAACCGGGCAAUGGAAGUGUCAUAACACAAGACCAGCUAAGAGUCUGAAUGGUAUUCUGGGUCACAUAUGAGUCUAGGAAUGGUGCCAAGAGCCUGGAAAGGAGCAACGAACAUAUAUUGAAGGUGGACCAUUUAAUUUCCAUCAGUAAUUGGCUGCCUGGAUAUGUAGUAUACUUUGUCACAUGGGAAGAGUGUUUUACAGUGACGCACGUUCAGAAAGAAGAGAAAGGAUGCCAAUUGAUUUUUCUUGACAAUUUACAUUUUUUUAUUGUUAUCAGAACCCAAAUGUCAACUCAAAAUACAAUUCCAAGGUGAUAGUAUCAAGAAGCAACAGUCAUCUCACAGCAAAGAGAAAAAUGCAAAAGAAACAAAAAUGCAAGGGUGUAUGAAUAAAGGGUAAAUGCAGCAUUACACCCUUAAAGAACUGUGUUUAUUUCAUUGAAAAAUAAAGUAUUCAUAUUCAAUUCU